GCAAACGCAUAGAGCAGCAUCAGUCGAGUACAUUUUUCUCUCCGCUCAAUAUAUAUAGGUCCUGUACUAUUAUAGGUGUAUAUUAUAAAUUCUAAAGUAAACACUGAAAUUAUAGUAGUUUAUACAGACACUGAAAGGAUAUAAAAAGAAAUACUAUGGCGGACAAAAAUAAUAUUUUGUACUUGUUCGAUCGUCCAACUGAACCUAUAUUCAUUGGAAAAGGCGAUGACAAUGUGUCUUUCGAUGUACCCACUGAAUACCUGACCGACCGUUAUAAGCCAUUGGCGUCGGAUAUCCAAACUCGUUUUCCCGGCGGUAAAACAGUUCCAAUAACUAAGUUGAACAAUAUUCCUGACUUGUCGAUUCCACUGGGACUUAAGAGAGAUGUGCCGUUUUCGCUUUUCAACCCGUCCCACAGUAAAAUGGCUGGCAAGCUCAUUGAGAUUCUAAUGAACGCGAAAUCCUACGACGAUCUCUUGUCGCUUUCCGUGUAUUGUCGAGACCGGAUCAACCCGUACAUGUUUACUUACGCAUUGUCCGUAGUGUUGAUACACAGACCCGACACUCGAAAUUUGAGACUACCAUCUCACUCCGAAAUGUUUCCAAGUCUGUAUAUGGACUCUUCAGUGUUCGCCCGCGCCAGAGAAGAAUCCGCUGUGGUCCAAGCCGGUUCUAGGACUCCCAUCGAAAUACCUCACGAUUAUUCUGCCAACAACCUGGAUGCGGAGCACAGGAUUAGCUAUUUCCGAGAAGACAUCGGCAUUAACCUUCAUCAUUGGCAUUGGCAUUUGGUUUACCCAUUUGACGGACCACUCAACAUUGUAAAUAAGAACAGGCGUGGUGAAUUAUUUUUUUACAUGCACCAACAGAUUUUAGCUAGAUACAACAUGGAGCGGUUAAGUAAUAGUAUGAAUAGAGUAGUUCGUUUAACCAACUGGGAACAACCGAUUGCAGAAGGUUACUUCCCAAAAUUGGAUAAUAUUCUAGCCAAUCGCGUGUGGCCCCCUAGACCAGUUAAUGCUGUACUUCAAAAUAUUAGCAGAGAAGUAGAACAAAUCACGUUUGACAUCGAAGAUCUUGUGCGUUGGAGAGACCGAAUAUUCAAUGCUAUUCAUUCUGGAUUUAUUAUUAACACUGCAGGUCAACAAGUCAGAUUAACCGAAAAUGAAGGAAUAGACAUAUUGGGAAAUCUUAUCGAAGCUAGUAUAUUAAGUCAAAAUCCAAAUUUGUACGGUUCUCUUCAUAAUAAUGGCCACAACGCAAUUGCUUAUAUUCACGAUCCUGAUAAUAGAUUUUUGGAAAACUAUGGCGUUAUGGGAGAUUCGGCGACAGCUAUGCGGGAUCCAGUAUUUUACCGUUGGCACGCAUAUAUUGAUGAUAUAUUUCAAGAAUUUAAAGCUACAAUACCCAGUUAUAACGUUCAAAAUUUGGGCUUCGACAACGUAGCUGUGUCAAGCGUAGAAGUAACAGCUACUGGGUUGCCGCGUAAUGAAUUUGCGACGUUUUGGCAACAAAGUGACACCGACUUAUCGAGAGGCUUAGACUUCUUGCCACGUGGAUCGGUAUUUGCAAGAUUUACUCACUUACAACACGCUCCAUUCAGUUAUAGGAUUGUAGUUGAGAAUAAUGGAAAUCAACGAAUUGGAACAGUUCGUAUCUUCUUGGCACCUAAAUUUGAUGAACGUGGUUUACCAUUCUUAUUUAGAGAACAAAGAAAACUUUUUGUUGAACUUGACAAAUUUAGUACAUCAUUAAAAAGGGGAAGAAACGAAAUCGUUCGUCGAUCAAUUGAAUCAUCAGUAACUAUACCACAUGAAAUAACGUAUAGAAACCAAGGAAGUAAUAGACCGGCUGCCAAUUCAGAUGCAGCGCCAAUGUUCAACUUCUGUGGUUGUGGAUGGCCACAAAACAUGUUGAUAGCCAAGGGGUCGUCCGAAGGGUUCCAGUGUCAAUUGUUUGUUAUGGUAUCUAAUGGCGAGAUUGAUCAGGUGGCGAACGCUCAAGGGGACGGGCAAACUUGCGACGACGCAUCGAGCUACUGUGGUGUCCUGAACUCACGUUAUCCGGACGCCAGAUCCAUGGGCUAUCCAUUCGACCGUACACCUCGGGACGGCGUGGUCACUCUCCAACAGUUUUUGACGACCAACAUGGUAGUACAAGACGUACGCAUCCGUUUUAGCAACCGUACGGUUGCUCCGUUGCAAAACGCUACAGCGAACAGACCGACCGCGGCUGCAACCACGGGAGCCAGUGCUAAUAACAAUAGGAGGAACUGAGAACUUCUCGAAUCGUAGUGGAUACAACACGCACGGUUAAGACACCUAAACCUUUAAUUAAAUAAUUAAGUCUAUAAACAGUAUGGUGUACACAGUAGUCGAUGUAUUGACAUGAACAGUUUAACAAAUCCUAAGGAGGGUCACCUAGUUUAGUUUCUCUAUUUUUUAAAUAUUAUAAUAUUAUUACUUACAUUGACUAAAAGAUUUUAACCCCUACGCGUGCGUGUUAAUAUAGUAGUGUCUCGAUUUCAUUUCACUACGUUAUUAUAUAAUAUUAUGUAUCCAUUCGAUUUUGUAUCAAUAUAAUAUAUUUAUUAAUGUA
Molecule: messenger RNA, 2598 nt
Organism: Myzus persicae (green peach aphid)
Lineage: Eukaryota; Metazoa; Arthropoda; Insecta; Hemiptera; Aphididae
Product: phenoloxidase 2-like
Exons: 13
Coding region: 156-2276 (706 amino acids)
Molecular function (GO): oxidoreductase activity
Source: RefSeq, a predicted model, not a curated record